Molecule: messenger RNA, 2357 nt
Organism: Gastrolobium bilobum
Lineage: Eukaryota; Viridiplantae; Streptophyta; Magnoliopsida; Fabales; Fabaceae
Product: serine/threonine protein phosphatase 2A 57 kDa regulatory subunit B' kappa isoform-like
Exons: 2
Coding region: 630-2138 (502 amino acids)
Biological process (GO): signal transduction
Cellular component (GO): protein phosphatase type 2A complex
Molecular function (GO): protein phosphatase regulator activity
Source: RefSeq, a predicted model, not a curated record
AGAAGGAACAGCUCAGAGGGUUCAAUCCAUUACCCAAAAUCUGUGCAGAGCUUCAUCAUCCUCGCCAGUCAGCACUCACCACCACAUCCAUAAUUCCCCUUCUUUUUUACUUGUGCCCUAAUAUCUUUUCUUUUCCAAAUUCAACCACAAGUUUCGUUUCUCUUUUUCUCACAUUCCCGAGAAAAAGUGGAGAAAAUGUUGAGAAUGUGAGAUUCGGUUCAAAUGUAACAUUAUUAUUGUAAUUCUUCUGGCUGCACAUUUUUCUCUUUUUGUAAUGAACGUUUUCUCUUUCCCUUUCUCUUCAUCUGAUUCAUCAUUCCUCUUGUGGUUCACGUUGUUCUUCGUCAGCAUACAAACCACAAUCUUCAAGAUUUGAUUUUUCCAUCUAUGCAUGCUGCAAAACCGAAAAUUUCCUCGAACCCAUUUCGAAUGUGGAUCUUAAUUUCACGCGGCACCCCACAUUGAUCGGAAUUUCUGCUUGCUUCGGCGACCGAGAUCUAGGGUUUCUGAUUCCCUUUUUCCCGGCACGCGUUGGAAUUAACAUUCUCUGGUUCGAUUGAUUCCGAUUCUUCCUUCAUGGAUUCGAUCUAAAAGCUUUGGAAUUCGUUGAUUUCUGCUUCUGGGUCAUAAUGCUCAAGCAAUUCCUCAGCAAGCUUCCUCGGAAGUCGUUGAACCCCGACUCGGACGAGUCGCCCCGAGGCAACUCGUCGCGUUCUACCGCUUCGCCACGUAGAAGCCAACGACCGAACGGUGGCGGUUCUUCCGCCGCCCGAGCCAACGCAGCAAAACGAGCUUCCUCGUCGGCGGUUUUUCCGGCGAGUAUGGUGUCUGGAAUCGAACCUUUGGUGCCGUUUAAGGAUGUUCCUAAUGCUGAGAAGAUGAACCUGUUUGUGAGUAAGUUGAGCCUUUGUUGUGUUACGUUUGAUUUCACUGACCCUGGUAAGAACGUUGCGGAUAAAGAUGUGAAAAGGAAAACUUUGGUUGAACUUGUUGAUUUUGUGGCUUGUGGGUCAAUGAGAUUUAGUGAGCCUGCUAUCCUUGCUAUGUGUAGAAUGUGUGCUAUUAAUCUGUUUAGAGUUUUUCCACCUAAUUAUAGGGCUAAUGGGGGUGGUGCUGGUGGUGGUGAGAAUGAUGAUGAUGGGCCAAUGUUUGAUCCUGCUUGGCCACAUUUACAAAUUGUGUAUGAAUUGCUGCUUAAAUUUAUCUCUUCUUCAUGCCUCGAUGCUAAGGUAGCAAAAAAGUAUAUCGAUCAUUCGUUUGUUUCCAGAUUGCUUGAAUUGUUUGAUUCAGAGGAUCCUAGAGAAAGAGACUGCUUGAAGACGAUUCUGCAUAGGAUUUAUGGGAAGUUUAUGGUGCAUAGACCUUAUAUUCGAAAAUCUAUUAACAAUAUAUUUUAUCGAUUUGUGUCUGAGUCUGAGAAACACAAUGGGAUUGCUGAGUUGUUGGAGAUUUUUGGGAGUGUGAUUAGUGGGUUUGCUUUACCCUUGAAAGAGGAACACAAAAUCUUCUUGUGGAGAGUUUUGAUCCCCUUGCACAAGCCGAAAUCUAUGGGGGUCUACUUUCAGCAAUUGUCCUACUGUGUUACACAGUUUAUAGAGAAGGAGCCAAAGUUAGCAAGCAUUGUGAUAAGGGGUUUGUUGAGAUAUUGGCCAGUAACAAAUAGUCAGAAAGAGGUGAUGUUUCUGGGUGAACUUGAAGAAAUUUUGGAAGCAAUUAACAUGGUAGAGUUCCAAAGGGUCAUGGUCCCAUUGUUUUGGCGGAUUGGGUGCUGCAUUAAUAGCUUACACUUUCAGGUAGCUGAAAGGGCCCUUUUCUUAUGGAACAAUGACCACAUUGUCAACUUGAUUGCUCAUAACCGUCAAGUGAUCCUGCCCAUCAUAUUUCCAGCAUUAGAGAAGAAUGUUAAAAGCCACUGGAACCCGGCAGUUGUCAACUUAACACACAGUAUAAGAAAGAUGUUCUUGGAGAUGGAUGAGAAGCUCUUCCUUUCUUGUCAUUCUCACUUUAAGGAGGAAGAAGCAAUUUUAAGCUCAGCAGCUGAGAAAAGAAAGGAGGCAUGGAAACAACUCGAGCAUGCAGCCAGUCUAAAGCCUGUAAUUGGAAACACUGCUGUUUUAGUGUCUCCUUUGAUGACCUGAAUUGCAUGCUGGGUUCCCAAUCAAGAAAUGUGGAAUGGCUGUUAUAGGGAGUGGCACUUUGUUUUUUGGAUCCAAUGUUGUAAUAGUGCUUCUGGCAGCCAGAUGUUGUAACACGGUUUAGAUUGCUACUGUGUGGUAACACUAUUUGCCUCAUGAUUAGUGCUGAGAAGGACCAUGCAGUGGAUCAAACGAUUUUCUGUAUAAGCUUAUUUAAAAAAA